This is a messenger RNA of Misgurnus anguillicaudatus (oriental weatherfish), 767 nucleotides long. Its product is annotated as granzyme G. Gene Ontology annotation, biological process: proteolysis. Lineage: Eukaryota; Metazoa; Chordata; Actinopteri; Cypriniformes; Cobitidae. The record is from RefSeq and is a predicted model, not a curated record. Gene Ontology annotation, molecular function: serine-type endopeptidase activity.
AUGGAUCAUGGGAUCGUUGGCGGUAAGGUGUCCAUUCCACACAGCCGCCCAUACAUGGUCUACAUUCGUGACAAUAACACACAUAAACCAUGUGGUGGAUUUUUGAUAAGUGAAGAUUUUGUGAUGACAGCUGCCCACUGCAAAGAAAAACAUCUGAUGGUGUAUUUGGGUGUUAAUGACACAAAUGAUUUACCUGAGGGUAUAGAGGUCGAUGCCUUUCCACAUAAAAGUUUUACAAACAAGCCAGGUGAUGAUGACAUCAUGCUACUAAAGCUUAAAACCCCAGUAACUCUGAACAAGACUGUGAAUAUCAUUUCCAUGCCAGAAACUAAUAGAGAGAAAAUCUCAAGUAACUGCAUGGUCAUGGGUUGGGGAUGGCAGGAAUACAAUAAGAUGACUCCAUCAAGAGUCCUGAAAGAAGUAAACUUGACUCUUUUAGACUCUGAAAUUUGUGGAGCACCUCACAUUUUAUGCACUGAGGGAACAGUCGGCCCGGAACGGGGGGACUCUGGCAGUCCACUUAUUUGUGGAAAUGUCCCACAGGGCAUUGUGUCUUACAACAUAGUGAAGUCUACAAGCUACCUUACAAAGUAUAUUAAAAUCUCUCACUAUCUUCCAUGGAUUCAUGAAAUCAUGAAAGGAUUUCUUUAAAGCAUCACAAACCAUGGAAGGCAAAGUUGGAUCAACUCUGUUUGAUUUUAAAGCAUGUCUGAUUUAUGAAAGCUCUUCAUCUGCAAUUGAAUUGAAAUAAAGGCAAAUCCUUAUCA